UGAAGUUGUGGUUCGUUCUCUACGGCCGUUGCCAUACAUACAACACAUGCUCGCGGCGCACGCCGGAGCUGCUGUCGACCAUCGAUCCCGCUCCAUUCCAUCAUCAUUCUGUCCGGUGUUGUGCUCCAGUGCAGUAGUGCAGAUACCGUUUCUGCUUUCCGCCCGUUGCUAGUGGAUCAGUGGUAGGGUACCCACUGCGAGGAUCAGCGCAGAGUGGCAUUGAAAAAAAAUCCAGUGUCUAUCGCAUAUUGCUUCAACCAAAAGUGGAUAAGUAGGCUCAAAACGCGGUGGAGUAUUUGUCUUUUGUUUUGGCGUAACGUGAAGUAGUGAAUGCUGACGGUUCCAGGGUGAAUCUUAGGCAAUCCGAAAUUCGAGCGUGUGAGUUUAGAGGAUCUUUUUCCCGCGGCGCGAUCGUAUAGUGAAAAACCAGGCGUAUAUGUGUGAUCAGGCUAAACCACGAAAGAAAAAGGAAAAGUUCCAGUACAAUAAAUCGAUUAUGGCUGCUACCAGUGUUGUGGUUCUGGAUCGUGGCAAUAAUACGACCUGUACUAUCAAUUUGCAUGGUGCAACAGUAGUGUCCUGGCGAGUCAACAACCAGGAGCAGCUGUUCGUGAGCAAAUUGGCAGUGUUCGAUGGGAAGAAGGCGAUACGAGGAGGCAUACCGUUCGUUUUUCCCCAAUUCGGACCGUGGAACUUUGGACCCCAGCAUGGUUUCGCGCGGGUAGUACGAUGGACGCUGGAACGAGCACCCGAUCGAUUGCCAAGCGGAGACGUGGAAGCCGUGUUCAGUUUGAUGGAUAACGAAAUCACGCGAUCCAUGUGGAAUUAUCCAUUUCGCAUAACAUACCGGCUCAUUCUGCGGGAAAAAGAACUUCACUUUCACAUCGGUGUGUACAAUCCCAGCAAAGACCUGACGUUCUCCUUCAAUCUGCUUCUACACACUUACCUGAAGGUCCCGGACGUUCGAAGGUGUCAAAUCACCGGACUGCACGGGUGUACUUUCAUAGAUAAGACUAGAGAUGGUGCUAUUUACCAAGAGGGUCGGGACGUAGUGACAAUCAACGAAUGGACAGAUCGUAUCUACCAACAUACGCCACAAGAGCAUAUAAUCACCAACGUAGUAUCCGGUAGGAAAAUGCGGUUGCAAAAGUACAAUUUUCCUGAUACUGUUGUGUGGAACCCAUGGAUGGAUAAGGCUCGAGAAUGCCAAGAUUUCGGUGAUGAUGAAUACCCUAACAUGAUAUGCGUUGAGGCAGGACACGUGUCCACCCCAGUAAUUCUUCUACCCGGUACCGCAUUUGAGGCGAGUCAAAUUCUUCAGGUCAUGUGAGUAGAAACCCAGGGAGGUACUGUGACCCGCAGUAAAGGUUCCUCCCGAGCAAAAUCCAAGAAAAAUCAACAACAGCAGCAGCAACAGCAACAGCAAAGUCAAGCAACUAGCCAGCAACAAAAUCAAAAUCAGAACAAUCAAAAUAAUCCACAGUCCCAAACCACGCAGCAUCAGCAGAGCCAGCAACAACAGCAACAGCAACAGCAGCAGCAGCAACAACAACAACAGCAACAGCAGCAGCAACAACAGCAACAGGUAACGUUACAGCAACAUCAGCAGCAGCUAGCAUCGAAUGCCGCCGCCCUAUGGCAAGUACCUGCCGCAGCAGCAGCGGCGGCUGCCUGCUGGAAUAACUAUGCCAACUUCCAGUCAGCUGGUGUCUUAGCAUUCAAAAUGCCACCGUCCUGCGGGGGUCUCUGUGGACCCCAGAACAACUGUGAACUGUGUUCGCUCAACUCCAACUGAGUAAAACUGGAGGGCGACGAUCUGCUAGCUGAGUUAUGCGAUAAUCUAGACAAAUGUGAAUACAAAGGAUGGUGAUAUUCACAUUAUCAACAAUAUGGAUUUUGCUCAAAGAAAAUUCAAAAAGGGUUUUAUGUUUAAGCGAAUAUGCGCGCUAAUUUCACGGUAAUUGGUGCGUCUAGAAGAAAAAAAAAUUAUUAAAACAUAAGUUAUAUAUAGUUCGGAAGGCUUUUUUACUCAACAAACUAGGGAGGGAUACUGACUCACACUCAAAAUAUGGUGUAUUUUUAUAUAUGUGGCUUUUAUCUCCGAAUACAACAAUUUUUUUGCUUAGAAAACAGAUUACCAUAGCCGCAAAUUAUGGGUGUACAAAACUGUCAUUUACAGCAAACAGAUCCAUUCUGUUUAUUUCAACGAUUGUUUGCUAUCAUAUCGCCUUGUAUUGUACCUGGUUUUAAUUUACAAUGUGUAUUUUGAUCUUGAGCCACAUAAACUUGAAUACAACCGUAUGAUGUUGAUUGGUCCGCAUGUUCUGGGCGGGAUGCUUUCGGGGACCCAAAUAAAGCAUUUCGACAUCGCGCACUUUCUUGAACUUUUACAGUGUGAUGAAUAACUAACUGAUCAAGGAGCAUUUUAACCUACCAUUUCUGAAUAGAGGGGGCCUAGUAACUUACUUUUAGAUAAAGCUAGUAAAGAAAAUUUAGCGGCUAAGCAAAGGAAGAAAGAAACAAAGAUGUUGAGUGUGGCGCGAAAGUAAUCGCACUUCCCAUUGUUGCAACACGAUGGUGAAAAUAGUAAAUGAAUCAAUUAUUCGAAUUUGAAUGCGACGAAUCGUACUUCCGAAUUUGGCCCUGCAAAUCGAAAGUACGAUCCGAUACUUACAAAUAAUAAGGGGUCAGAAUAAUUAUGAUUUUUUAUAUUGUACUACUUAAGAAUUGACAACAGACAGCAACCGUCUGUUGUACAGCUAUAAUAUUAACCUGAUUUGCACCAGCAACCUGGGAUACAGAGAGUGGUGUUAAAUAAAGCUACCAAGUAGAUAGUUUGUCUUAAAAUUUUAAGUGAGAUUUUUAUGCAAACGCUUUCAGUAAACGAUUUUUGCUGAAAAAUGACACGUGUCAGGGAAAGCAACAGCAGUUAGUAGGGUUACUGGAUUUUGAAUCAUGAAUCAUGAAGUUUCAUUGUGUUUUUUUUCGUUCAUUCAUUUAUUUAAUUCGUUUCUUUUUUUUUCACACCAACAUACAACAUGGUGGCAUGGUGAAAAGGGAUAAACUGCAAGGUACAGACCCGCAAAGCUAAAUUAAUUUAGAAGAUUAAUAAAAUAAAUUAUGGAAAACAGGACUGUAGGUAGAGUUCUAUCGAUAUUAUUCAUACAACUUGCGCAAUUUUAGCUAAACACGAUUAAGGACACUGUCUGCAGCAUUCGGCCAUUUGUAGGGUUAAGACGUAAAACAAUUUCAAAAAAGAAAAAAUCAUUGUGGCAAUGAGAUAGAGAAAGUAUAAAACAAAUAAAGGCUUAGAGUGAAAGCUGGGAUAAAACGGAAUCCACAGCCAAAUUGAAUGAAUUGUGAUUGAAUGAGCAUAUUUUAUCUGUAUGUAGAACAAACAUAUGAGUUGAGUUCAGAUUUCGUGACUGCCAUAUUGGUUAUUUUGAAAUGAGACAAUAUUUUCUCUGCAGAAAUGCGUUAAUUUUAUUCGUUGAACAAUAUCGAUUUUUUACUGUAAAUGGUCUACUGUUAAUUGCUUAUGGGACGUACACUAAAUUAAAAGUAAAACAACUUGUAUACGAUAUCUUUCAUUGACUGUAAAUACAAAUUCGCGUUAGGGCGCAUGGCACAAAGGAUA
This is a messenger RNA of Sabethes cyaneus, 3637 nucleotides long. RefSeq lists its product as uncharacterized. Bases 437 to 1330 code for a protein of 297 amino acids. Gene Ontology annotation, molecular function: carbohydrate binding; isomerase activity. The record is from RefSeq and is a predicted model, not a curated record. The transcript is spliced from 8 exons. Gene Ontology annotation, biological process: carbohydrate metabolic process. Lineage: Eukaryota; Metazoa; Arthropoda; Insecta; Diptera; Culicidae.